AGCAGUGCCGGGCUUGCUGCCGCUGCUGUUGCUGUUGCUGCCUCUGUACUGACCAGCACACACUGUGCUCCUGUGAUCACCUGACAGUCUCAUGUUGUUGUGUGAAUUUAGUUCACCGCUAUUCUUAGACCUUGCUUUGCUGAGAGAGAAGAGAGGAGAGAAGACAGAGGGGAGAGGGCUGGGGAAAGACUGGCAGACUUGCAAUGAUGCCCAGCUGGCCAAUCCCCCAGCUGGAGCCCAGUCAGAUCAGGUUGAUAGUCUACCAGGACUGUGAGAGGCGGGGCAGGAAUGUCCUCUUCGAUUCUAAUGCCAAAAAGAGGGGCACGGAGGAAACCCCCAUCGCUAGCACAGAGAGCCAGGUUAAGAUGUUUGGGAAAUGUUGCCAGCUCCGUCCUACGGGGGGCAGCAGCAGUUCCUUGGACAGCUCCUCCUCCUGCACCUCAGAAACACGGGAGUCUAAGGAGCAGGGCCUUCGCUUCCAGGGUUCGAGGUGUUCAUCAGAUGUGGUAAUGCUCGGGGAAAUGAUGUUUGGCUCUGUGGCAAUGAGCUACAAAGGCUCCACAUUAAAAAUCCAUCAGAUCAGAUCGCCACCUCAACUGAUGCUGAGUAAGGUCUUCACGGCAAGGACAGGAGGCAGUGUGUAUGGCAGCCUCAACACGUUACAGGACAGCCUAGAGUUCAUUGGACAGGACAGCAACACUCUUCGGCCUGAUCAAAACACAGGGCCCAGCAGUCUGCUAGGGAACAUAGGAUUUUCUCAGCUCUGCAGCCCUCGACGGGCGUUCUCAGAACAAGGCCCUCUGCGCCUCAUCAAAAGCGCAUCUUUCUUUUCAGGUCACAGUCACCCAAUGGACAUGCCGGGCCGAGGGUUGCAUGACGAGAGGGACAGCGGCAUCGCCAGGUCGGCCUCUCUAAGCAGCCUGUUGAUCACCCCCUUCCCGUCUCCCGGCUCCUCCCUGACCAGCAGCUGUGCGUCAAGCUACCAGCGCCGGUGGCUCCGCAGUCAAACCACCAGUCUGGAGAAUGGGGUCUUCCCCCGAUGGUCCGUGGAGGAGAGCUUCAACAUGUCUGAUGAAAGUGCAGGACCGAGUCUUGGAGUGGCUCGGAAGAAAAAGAUUGCCAUCGGGGUCAUCUUCAUGCUGUCCCAUAACUCUGAGGAGAACAAUCGUUUCCAGGACUUCUUUUUCUCCCACUUCCCUCUCUUUGAAAGCCACAUGAACAAACUCAAGAUGGCCAUUGAACAGGCCAUGAAGAGCCGACGGUCAGCUGAUGCCAGCCAGAGGGCGUCUGCUUACAGCCGCAUGGUCGAUGGACUGAACGAAUUCAGGAUGACCAUCUGUGACCUCUACACCAUGCCCCGCGUGGCUGAGCCCGUCUGGUUGACCAUGAUGUCUGGAGCAUCAGAGAAAAACCAGCUCUGCGGUCAAUUCAUGAGGGAGCUGUCCCUUCUGAUGGAGCAGGCCUCCAAGAACCAAUUCCUUCCUGCAUUGUUGACAGCCAUCCUGACCAAUCAUUUGGCCUGGGUUCCCACCGUCAUGCCUAAUGGGCAGCCCCCAAUAAAGAUCUUCCUAGAGAAACACUCCUCACAAAGCGUCGACAUGCUUGCCAAGACGCACCCUUACAACCCACUGUGGGCACAGCUAGGUGACCUAUACGGUGCCAUUGGGUCUCCAGUGCGGCUCUCGAGAACAGUGGUGGUGGGCCGCAGGCAGGAGCUGGUCCAAAGACUCCUUUAUGUCCUCACAUACUUCAUCCGCUGCUCAGAGCUGCUGGAGACUCACAUGCUGGACAGCGCUGAGGACGAGGCUAUCGUCAUGCCAGGCUCCCUCAUCACCACCUCCCUGAGGAAGGGAGAAGUGGAGGAGUCAGACUACGUCCUGGUUACCGUCCAUAAACCCAGUGGGGAUUACCUGUCCCAGAGCGUCCACGGCCGACAGACGGAGGCCGAGGACAGCAGCUACCCCUCAGAUAACAGCCUCCAGAGCAGCACGUAUACGGACACUGAGCUGGAGCAUGGCGCUGGGGAUACACCGAAGGAGGAGGAUGAGGAGGACGAGGAAGAGGAAGACGAGGACAGCAGCGAGAGUCAAGGGUCUAGGAGUAGUGUGCUUCAGACGGGACACAGUCAGGGUCUGUUGCCAGUUUUAAGGACUGGAGAAGCCCCUGAAUUGCACAGGGAGUCCAGCAGUCCACUGACCACAGAGGCCCGACUGGAGACGGUUCUCCGGGUCGGCUCAUCAUCCCCCAGUGACUGUGUUCUGGAUGGAGAGACCAAGAGUGACCUGAAACUCCACAUCUCAUCUAUACCAUCACAUCCAUCCUUUACCUCAGCCACCUCAGAGUGUAAAAGCUCUGCACUGGAGGCUGGAAUGGACACAGGGAUGGGAAGCCAGUCCAGUAAGGGGUCGACUCACUGGGCUUUGGGGAUUUCCUUGGAAAAGAAGCCUCCGGAUAAGAAUGUGGCCUCUGCAGUUCCGGUUCCAGGAGCACCAGGAAACACCAUGACUGGGCCGAUGGCUCUGACUCUGACUGGAGAGGAAGAGCCUGCAACAAAAGUCACCUUCCUCAUCGGAGAUUCCAUGUCACCUGAGUCAGACACAGAAAGCCGCGGAAGAAGGAUGGAAGAGGAAAUUAAAAAGCACAAGAAACACCUCAAGGACAAACAUCCGCUUCACCAGCGACUGCUGCUUCAUCAGCAACAACAGUAUCAGCAGCAACAACAGCUGCACAAAGAAGCAGAUUCACAGACCAGCAACAACAGCACAUCACAGGACCAAACCAAACAGACCAAGGAGGCCCCCGCACUGCAGCGGGUGUCCAGCAAAAUGCCCCAGUGGAGCCCAAACUGUAUGGACGAUUUCGAUGAGUAUUUUAGUCUGGAGAACCCUGUGGAGACCAGGACUAUAGACGAUUUGGCCAAACGACAGCAGGCCAGCAACACACACAGCAUGCACAAACAGUUGUUGGACCCCUCAGGAGGCCCCCUGCUCUGUGACUUGAGGGGUCACAGCAGUCAAGGUGUGUCCAGGGGUCACGUUUUGGGCCUCUGCUUGGAUUCUGGGAGUAUAGAUUCAGGAUCCAGCAGAAGGGGGGAUAGGAGAGGAGAUGCUUUUUCAGACACUCUGAGGAGAUGCAGAUGUGGGUCUACAGACUCUGCUGACAACUGCUACUGUAGGGGCUGUUCUGCUGAGCAGGACAAGGGCCUCGUGUUGUCAGUCCCCGUCCCACAGGAUGUUAGCAGCAGCAACGAGGACCAAAAGCGCAAAGUUUUGCCUGUCAACGACUGGGAGAUACCACGGAACGAGAGCUCGGACAGCGCACUGGGGGACAGCGAGAGUGAGGAGACAGAAGACUGGCAGGAGGAAGUGCUGGUACCUUUCCCUGGGUCAAAGUUGGUGGAGAACUACUCCAAGCCUAGCAUCGCCAAUUUUGGCCGGUCUUUGUUUGGAGGCUACUGCCCCACCUAUGUGCCGGACUUUGUCCUGCAUGGCAUGCCCAGUGACGACAAGCUACGGCAAAGCCUCAUGGGUGAAUUAGCCCAUGCUGUUCAGCAUCCAGUAUUGGAUGAGCCCAUAGCAGAGGCCGUCUGCAUUAUCGCAGACACAGAUAAGUGGACGGUGCAGGUGGCAAGCAGUCAGAGACGGGCCACGGACAUCAACAAGCUGGGGAAAGAAGUCUUAGUGUCCAGUCUGGUGUCCAGCCUGCUACAGUCCACUCACCAGCUCUACAAACUCAACCUCUCACCCAACUUUUGUAUAAUGCACCUUGAGGACCGCCUGCAGGAAAUCUACUUCAAGAGUAAGAUGCUUGCGGAGUAUUUGAAGGGCCAGACAAGAGUCCAUGUGAAAGAACUGGGCAUGGUCUUAGGAAUCGAGUCCAGUGACCUUCCCCUGUUGGCUGCAGUGGCCAGCACCCACUCCCCUUACGUGGCCCAGAUCCUGCUAUAAGACCGUGGAACAGCUCUGAAAACCAGUCAGAACUGAAAGGUGCCACUCAGGCCCCCCUCCCAACACACAACCCCACCCCCCAAAAAAAAGACAUCCAUCCAUCCAUGCUUUGCAGCUGGUUCCUGAAACUGUGCACAGAGUCCUGAGCAGAUCAGAGCAUGUCUGUGGAGCGGAGCCACAGCCUCUGCACUACAGCUGCAGACACAGGCGCAGUGCCACCGCUGACCACCAGGGGGAGUUAGAGACCACACAGACGGAGCGAGGACUCUGGACGCUGUCCCAAAACAACCCGCUCCUGUCCUUUUGAAUGUUUUCUUUUAAAGACCCAACUUUCUUUUCCCUCUAAUUUUUUUUUCUUUUUUUUUUGGACACAAAAGCCAAAGACUUUCAUAUGUCUUUUUUUCCAGUUGAGAAUGAAAAUUUUAAGAUUAUCUACAGUAUAACAACAACGGAUUUUGUUCUUUCAACUGUUUUUUUUUUUUUUUUCAGUACAAUCUUAAAACCAAGUCAUGCAAAGUGACGUUUAAAGGUAACAGGCGUUUUCCUUUGAGGUUAAUAUCAUUCAGAACAUUAUCAAUCUCAUGCCAACUCUAUUUUUUUUUUUCUUUUAUCAUGAUGUGUUUGUUUACAAGCCAAAUUUCCCUGAGAUAUUUCAUUUACCUUUUUUUUUUUUUUUUGUCAAAGUCCUACAUUUUGGGCCAUGUGGGAGGGUAACGUAUGCACACUGUCAUUUUUAGUUUUACAAACCUGUUUUAAAAAUGGCUAAAAGUGGCUUUGACAUUCUUAUCAUAGGUACAGCACUACCUCAGAUCUUCACGUGGGCAGUGGAAAGACACAUUUUACACAAGCCCUAGAAAACCCUGAGGUAUACUUUGGAAGCUAUUUUAAUCAGUGGAAUGUCAGCGUUAACUGUGUGCGACUCAAUGCUGUGUUCUAUGUGAAAACAAUGAAAAGGGAAGGUUGUUUUAAUUCCGGAGGAUGAUCGACAGUUUCGCUUCAGAAUGUCAUUACGAAGGGUCCCUUUCUACUGUGGAAGAGCUAAAAACACGCACCACCUAUGUAUAUUUUAAAACCGAAAUGCUGAAAUAUUUUCACACUUUUAUAGCUUCGCCACCUUUGUACGAUGUUUACGGCUCUCGAUGUUUGCUGUAGAGAGGAGUAGAGGAACCCAGUAGGCCUUAUUUGAUAGUAAAGGGAUUCAAGUAUGUGUACGUUUUCAACACUAUUUGCAAAUGCAGUUCAUUCAAAGGCAAAAAAAA
This is a messenger RNA of Sphaeramia orbicularis (orbiculate cardinalfish), 5206 nucleotides long. RefSeq names its product folliculin interacting protein 1 (gene fnip1). NCBI's taxonomy places the organism in Eukaryota, Metazoa, Chordata, Actinopteri, Kurtiformes, Apogonidae. The transcript is spliced from 18 exons. Gene Ontology annotation, cellular component: cytoplasm. Gene Ontology annotation, molecular function: ATPase inhibitor activity; protein-folding chaperone binding. The coding region runs from base 204 to 3947 and encodes 1247 amino acids. The record is from RefSeq and is a predicted model, not a curated record.